AUGUCGUCGACAUCGGCUGCUGCAGCUUCUUCUUCAUCCUCAACGGCGUCGUCUCAAUUCACCUACACUACCGGCACGUACUUUCCGACUCCGUUUCACCUACAACAGCCGCAAACCUAUGUGGCUGCUGCCGCUGCCGCUUCAAUUCUGCAAUUUCCUGCUCCUCCUCCUGCGGUUCCCCACGUUUAUCCUGCUCCCGCUACAAUCCCUACCGUGUACUCCCUCCCUCAGUAUCAACAGGCCCAGCAAUUAUUUCAGAGGGAUGCACAAACAAUAACACUUGAAGCGCUAGAGAGUGUGAAAGCUGCGCUUGCAAGUAGUGAGAUUGAGCACAAGGCCGAGACUAAGAAGAAAGCAGUACCUCGUAAGGCAGCAGGGCAGGCAUGGGAGGAUCCUACACUUGCAGAUUGGCCAGAGAAUGAUUCUCGUUUGUUCUGUGGUGAUCUUGGUAAUGAGGUGAAUGAUGAUGUUCUAUCCAAAGCAUUUUCAAGAUUUCCAUCUUUUAACAUGGCCAGGAUCACUGUAUACACUUUUCUUCAUCCCUUCAAUUUCUCGGCUGUUUUCUCUUCUUCUGAAGGAUUGGCACUAACCUCUACUAAAGCAUAGCCGGACUGCUCCACC
This is a messenger RNA of Coffea eugenioides, 621 nucleotides long. Its product is annotated as RNA-binding protein 42-like. Gene Ontology annotation, molecular function: mRNA binding. The transcript is spliced from 4 exons. The coding region runs from base 1 to 606 and encodes 201 amino acids. NCBI's taxonomy places the organism in Eukaryota, Viridiplantae, Streptophyta, Magnoliopsida, Gentianales, Rubiaceae. The record is from RefSeq and is a predicted model, not a curated record.